This is a messenger RNA of Populus trichocarpa (black cottonwood), 1344 nucleotides long. RefSeq names its product probable carboxylesterase 6. The record is from RefSeq and is a predicted model, not a curated record. Bases 96 to 1151 code for a protein of 351 amino acids. Lineage: Eukaryota; Viridiplantae; Streptophyta; Magnoliopsida; Malpighiales; Salicaceae. Gene Ontology annotation, molecular function: hydrolase activity. The transcript has a single exon.
AGCGCUAGGAAGUGUAAGGGACAGCGCAGUACUUGUGUGUGUGUGACCUAAAAACCCUCGAAGAUUUUUGCUCUUCAUUUUCACUCCUCCAUCUCAUGAGAACUAGAAGAAUGGCUGCUGCUAAAGUUGGUUCAAGUUUAAGUCAUAAGAUUGGCAGAGACUGUCAUCAGCAUGGGGUUGUAGCCGAGGAAAUUGAUGGCCUAAUCAAAGCGUACAAAGAUGGGCGAGUGGAGAGACCGCAGAUUGUUCCAUGUGUCACAAGUACUUUAGCUCCCGGGCUCGGUGUGACUUCACGGGACACGGUCAUUGACAACUUCACAAACAUUUGGGCACGUUUUUAUGUCCCAAUUAAGUUCCAAGGUAAGCUGCCUUUACUUGUAUAUUUCCAUGGAGGUGGGUUUUGUGUAGGCUCAGCUGCUUGGAGUUGCUACCAUGACUUCCUAGCAAGGCUAGCUGCUAAGGCCAAUUGCAUAAUCAUGUCAGUUAAUUACCGUUUAGCCCCUGAAAAUCCUCUCCCAGCAGCCUAUGAUGAUGGAAUUAAGGCUCUAAAGUGGUUAAAACAACAAGCUCUUUCUGUUUGUACUGAUAAUUGGUGGACUAGUCAAUGGAAUUUCUCCGACGUCUUUCUAGCUGGAGAUAGUGCUGGUGCCAACAUAGCCUUCAACGUCAUCACAAGACUCGAUUCCUUUAAUGCAGGACAAGCUGCUGCAGCCAUAAAGCCACUAACUCUGAAAGGCAUUAUCUUGAUUCAACCAUUUUUCGGAGGAGAGGCACGUACUCAUUCAGAAAAACACUCUGUACAAUCACCUCGCUCGGCGCUUAACUUGGCAGCCUCUGAUACAUAUUGGCGAUUAGCUUUGCCUUGCGGCGCUAGCCGGGACCAUCCAUGGUGCAACCCUCUAGCAAAAGGGUCAGUGAAAUUGGAGGAUUUUGGGAGAUUUCCAAUUAUGGUAUGCAUAUCAGAGAUGGAUAUUUUGAAAGACAGGAGCUUGGAGUUUGUUGCUUCUUUGGGUAGAGCAGGUAAGAGAGUGGAGCAUGUGGUUCAUAAAGGUGUAGGGCAUGCAUUCCAGAUUCUAAGCAAGUCUCAGCUCUCACAAACUCGAACAUUGGAAAUUAUGGCACGGAUCAAGGGCUUCAUUAGUGGAAUAUGAUCCCCUCCCUCAGCCACAAUACACAGAAUUAAUCUAUUGAGGAAAAAAAGAGAGAUUAAUUCUGAAUUGUAGUAAUAUUAUAUUAAUUAAUCUUCCCAGCGUUGACAUUAGGGUCUACGUAUAUAUAACUGUAGCCCAUUAUGCGUGUGUUGUAGUGCAUGUCAAUAUAACGUAUGAUUGUUAUACUUGUGCA